Molecule: messenger RNA, 2676 nt
Organism: Prorocentrum cordatum
Lineage: Eukaryota; Dinophyceae; Prorocentrales; Prorocentraceae
Source: the annotation of a GenBank genome assembly
AUGGAAUUCGACGCAGAAGAUUUUACGCACACUAAGGAAUUGCACAACGGAGAGCUCACCGACAGGGCCGACCACGUGGCAAGUCUUUAUUCCAACCUCCGUGCUACCGUUGGCAGUAACCAGUUGGAGGGCGUGGCGCAGAAGGCCCCAGCCGCCCCUGAGGCGACGCCCGAGCCGGCUGCCGCGCGUGGACCGCCGCCCAGCACGCCGCAGAGCUCUGACAAGGGCGCGGCCGCGCAUGAGAGCGACGAGGAGGAGGAUGGCCUCCUCGGCGGAGUCCUUGGCUUGCUCGACAGUGCCGCAGAGCGGGACGCGGCCUCUCAGAUCAGGCGCCUCCAGCUUGCUGUGGAUGAGUUCCCCGCGCUGCAGAGGCCGACGUUGCUGGCCCUCGACAAGAAGCACUACAAGACGCUGAAGACUACAGCUGACUCUCUGACUGCCAAGAUGAAGAUCAUCAGCCGCUCUUUGCAGGAUGACGCCACGACGGUCAUGAAACACGUGAGCAUCAAUUGCAAGAUCUCCAAAGCGUUCAAAGUUUGGGUCAAGAAGGACAGUACGUCUGAGUUUCUUACCGAGUAUAAAGAAGUGGAAUCUUUUGCCAAGGAGCAGCCUGUCAUCGAUAUCAGUCUGCCAGGCUCUGUCCAGAUUGCGCUUCGGGAGAUGAGCUUGAAGCAUCAGCUCGUCGAGGCAGUGAGCGUCGAUGCCCCCGUGGACGUCAUUCCCAUACUGGAUCGCUUCAAGGCGAUUUCGGAGGAUAACUGCCGCGCCCUCUUCACUUCAGAUGAGCUUCUUGCAUGGCAAGAGGACAGGUUGCCGAAACACCCUGGUGAUCAUUUAAAGUGGUUGAGCCGCUUCCUCGGUCCUGUGCCCACGAGUUUGACUUCCUCUACCGCCGCGUUGGACUACCAGCUCUCCCAGUCGAUCAUGGAGAAGCUCGUCUUGCUCAAGGAUCUCUUCGACUUGGCUUCACAUUCGAGCAACCGCGACGUGGUGAACGAUUCGAUCGUGAAGAUCAGGCGCUCCAGCGACAAGACGUUCAAUAUUUUCACGGCUACUGGCGGUGGCACCAAGCUGUUGAAAUACAUCUCUUCUCUGUUGGAAGAGUCAGCCAAGCGGAACGACCGCAUGAAGAAGAUUUGCGACAUGAUUCACAAGGGCGGCGACACCCUGGAUAACAUCAUUCGCUUGGACCAGGGGCUGGCCAACCUGAGCUUCGAGGCCACGCGGGUCGAUCAGGAGACGAUUGCCAACUUUGUCGCUAUCUUCGAGCGCGUCGUCGGGGGCAUCUGCCAGCAGCUCUGCUCUCUCAUGUCACUGGCACUUCAAGGUGGGCUCGAUGAGGCCGCUGCCAAGACGGCGACGGAUGACCUGAAUCAGAAGGUGAUGGGCCCGUUGACCGCCCUGCAGGAUAUGACCUUUAUCAAGCAUGGCCCUGGGGGCCCAGCUACCAGCCAUUCGAAAUUCUUGAAGUUCCUAGCGGACAUUGCGCAGGCCCCCUAUGCAAAGAUCCACGAGAGCGAAGGGGACGUUGAGACUCAGGAGGACCUCGCGACUGCGUUGGCUGCCAUGGAAAUUGCACUGGAGAACGACACAGAGAUCAACGUUUAUCUCAAACGGCUCGGCGUCCAGCUAGAUGCGUUUCAAAAGAUGACGGACGCGGGUGGCGCAUAUUUGGCCAAGCACGAGGGGGACGCGAUCGCUGCGAAGGUCGUUGAGGUCUGCAAGAUCAUGUACCUCGACAGCGAUUACUGGAAGGCUGUGAGGGAGAUGGGCCCUGGUGAGUCCGGACAGCAGUUCUUGGUCAGCUCAAGUAUGUCGGCAGAGGCGGUCGAGAAGCUCGUGGCUGAGUUGACGGAUUUGCGUACCCUCUUUGUGGCAGUCCGCAAGUCCGCGGUAGCAUUGUCGCUGCGCUUGCAGUGGUUUGUGUCUUGUGCAAGGUUCGAGUUCGCAUAUCUGCACCAGAGGAAAAAUGCUCACGACUUUUCUCAGCACCGAGUCGCUGACGGCGAUUCGGAGCUCCGGGCGGCUUGGGGCAGCACGGCGUGCGUUCACUCGAAGAUGGUGAAUUUGCUCGAUUGCAGUGCCGCGAUGAGUUUGGACAUCCAGGGCUCCCCAGCCAUUGUGGACACGCUGAAGAAGUACAAUGUGGUCGACGUCGGCAAGGACAGACUCGUGACCGAAGCCCGCGCUGCUUGCACGGCGUGCGAGGACAUGCUCAAGUCGGUGUUGUGCUCGAUCGCUGCGCAGCUGGACCGAUCGGGUCAGGCGCUCGAACUACAGAUCCCAGAUUUCCAGGGCUGCGUCGUCACCACGUUUGACACCGCCAAGGUUCAGGAGCAGAUCGUAGACAGGUACGACGAGUGGAAAACCUUCGCGCAGCGUUGGGUAGACCUCCAGAAGAUGGCGACUUGGGCGAAGUCCUUCGUCUUCGAGGGUGGCAUCGGCUCCUUUGAGAAGCUGCACGCUCCCACGGUUACGAGGGUGGAUUCAGCUUUGACCGCAGGCAAGAAAUUCAUUUCGGUUGCGUCCACUUGCUACCUCAUCCUUGACACGAUGCCGAAGACCCCCAAGGCGAGCCGGCUUGACGUCCUCACGAACCACGUUAACAAGUGUAAGAAUGCCGGCUUGCCACCUAACUUGCAGGAGUUUUUAAACAAGGAGCUCUCGAAGAUGAAG